This is a messenger RNA of Gasterosteus aculeatus aculeatus (three-spined stickleback), 1069 nucleotides long. NCBI's taxonomy places the organism in Eukaryota, Metazoa, Chordata, Actinopteri, Perciformes, Gasterosteidae. The record is from RefSeq and is a predicted model, not a curated record.
GUGUUUCUGGUGACUUACUGAAUAAAGAGUUUCUGAUCUGCUGAUUGAACACAGAGGAGCAGCUAUGAGUCCAUCAGCCGGUGGAUUAGUCGUCUUCCUUCUCUCUGUACAAGUGAUACAGAGUCAGGAUGGAUGGAGAGUGAAUUACCAUCAGACUGACGUCUGUGCUGCAAAAGGAUCAGAAGUGGUUAUAAGAUGUGGCUACACACACCCACCUGGAAUACGUCCCUCUGAUAUAAAGGACAGAUUCUGGUUCACUAAAGAGAAAGAUGGUGAACCUGUGGAUCUGAGAACAGACUCUGAGUAUUCAGGCCGUGUGGAGUACAGAUGUUUUAGUAAGGAUUGUUAUCUGACCAUCACAGACGUGAGAGAGAGCGACUCAGCUGAGUACAAAUUCACAUUGAUGACAAACAAACCAGGAGAGAAAUAUACUGGUUCACCUGGAGUCACUUUGUCCGUCACAGAUUCAGGUCUCCAGGUGCAGGUGAGAAGAUCAGAUUCUACCUGGUUGGAGCUGACGUGUCACAGCAGCUGUGUUCUGUCUGGUCGUCCUGAAUACGUCUGGUACAAGAAUGAAAAAUACAUCAAGACAGGAUCUUCUCUUCCAGUCUCCUCUGGUUCUACAGACAGAUAUUCCUGUUAUUUAAUUGGAUCUCAUGGUCACGGUGGUCCUGCAGUGUAUGGUCCACAGCGUCUCUCUGUGUCAGCGAGUCCCUCUGCUGAGAUGCUGGAGGGCGAUUCAGUGAAUCUGACCUGUAGCGCUGAUGCUAACCCAGCAGCUAACUACACCUGGUACAAGGAGCAUGAAGACUCCCCACGAGCAUCAGGACAGAUCUUCACCAUCACUGACUUCACAGCUGAACACAGUGGGAAUUAUUACUGUGAAGCCCAGAACGAGAUGGGACGUAGUAACUCCACCUUACGUCUGAUUCCUUCUUCAGGAAAAUGGUCAACAACAACAACUGUUUUUGCAUCCAUAUCUGCUGUUCUCCUGCUGAUCAUCAUCAUCAUCAUCCUCGCUGUCCUCCGUCUCUACAUCAGGUGAGCGGUUCAGCUUCACUGUGAUAAA